AUGCCUCGUGAUUCGGAAUCAACUUCUCCUCAUCUUGAAACAGCACGAAUACUCAAAGACUGGCUGAGAGAAGUCGAGUUUGACCUCCAGCAACCAUUGCGACCGUUUCCGACAGAGCUCUAUGAUCAACUUCGUGAAUGGAUUCUGUCUCAGGGUCUAAAGGAGUGCCAGCUCGAUCUCAUAUUGAACCUCUUGCCCACAUGCACCAGCGCUGCAGACAAAUGGUACCCUCGGGCUUCCAUCCGAGUAAAGCGAUACAUUGCUCUUUACACAACUUUCCUCCUCUACGUCGAUGAUAGAGCCGAGAAGGAUCUUGACGGCGUGCUUCCCGAUUUCCGACGCAUUGCGUCUCGAUCAAGCAUGGGGCUGCAAUCUACGUCGUGUCAGGACGCCGGCAUCGCGUUGUGGCUAGAUCUCAUCGUUUCGGAGACCGAGUCGCUUUUUGGUCCAUAUUCUACCGGCGUUAUAUCCAAAGGAUUUGUGGACUUCAUACUGGGAAAUAUGGCUGAAGCAGGCUUGGCUGAAAGCCUGACACUGCCAGUAAAGUUUGCAUCUAGGAGCUCUCAAUUUAUCCGCGACAAGACGGGUGCAGGUGAAGUAUAUGCUCACUUCCUGUUUCCAGAGCAUCUCAUCAACGAAGGCGAAUCCUUUAAAAUGUACAUUCAGUGUGUGCGAGCAAUGAUUGAUAUUAUCAACCAUGUGAAUGACAUCUUGUCAUUCUUCAAAGAGUGUGUCGUUGGCACGGACGAAAACACACAUAUCGUGAACAUAGCCGGAGCUGCUGGCUGUGCCCCACAGAUGAUUCUGAAACAGGUGUGCUCGGAGAUGUCUGAGGCUAUGAAGGUUGUCAAGAACGCAUUCGAAAGCAUGCCGCAGGUCGCAGAAAUUUGGCACGAUUUCAUUAAUGGUUACAUUAUGUGGCAUAUCCAUCACGACCGAUAUAGAUUGAAAGAACUGGGUUUACUUAUCUUUUCGGAUUCGCAGGUGUAA
Messenger RNA from Hirsutella rhossiliensis, 990 nucleotides. Its product is annotated as trichodiene synthase (TRI5) domain-containing protein. Gene Ontology annotation, molecular function: carbon-oxygen lyase activity, acting on phosphates. The transcript has a single exon. The coding region runs from base 1 to 990 and encodes 329 amino acids. The record is from RefSeq and is a predicted model, not a curated record. Lineage: Eukaryota; Fungi; Ascomycota; Sordariomycetes; Hypocreales; Ophiocordycipitaceae.